Cephus cinctus (wheat stem sawfly) is the source of this 4012-nucleotide messenger RNA. Its product is annotated as probable serine/threonine-protein kinase yakA. The transcript is spliced from 5 exons. Lineage: Eukaryota; Metazoa; Arthropoda; Insecta; Hymenoptera; Cephidae. Bases 521 to 3781 code for a protein of 1086 amino acids. The record is from RefSeq and is a predicted model, not a curated record.
AUUAUCACUACAACGAUAGGUCUGGCACCAUAGUAAGAGAGGGAGAGAGAGAGAGAGAGAGAAGAAAGGAAAAGGGAAGACAGAAAGUAUUUGACAACAAGGCACCACUGGCAUUUGUCAUUUAGAAUCGUCAUGCUGGCCAGAAGUAAAGUGUCUACCUACCCGCCUAGCAGCCUGUCUACCUCUUGGCAUACGUAUCGCAUCGAGGACCCAGCUAAGCCAGAGAAAGGUGCCCCACCGCACUUGAUAUUAGAGAGGAGCGAGUUCCGAGCAUCUUGAGUCUUCGUAGUGGGAAGAAAUAAGGAUCCGAUAUGCUUCGCCACCCAAACCGUCUUCAGUUCUCAUCCGAGACUUGAUCCGAAAACGAACCACCAUGCCGCUUGUACCUUCCUGAGUCGAGGAUCUGCUCAAGAAUAUCCCAGAAAGUGAAGUUGUGCCUUUUGGGAGACAUUACAAAAGUUUCGUGUGAAAUAGUAAAGAAAGAGAAAAGGAAGAAAAACCUGAAGAAAGUCGAGAAAGAAUGCGAUUCUUGAAGAUGAGACACGGCCUGCUGGCCUUGGCCGCGGCCGUGGCCGUCGUCUUAGCUCUUCUGCCUAGCUUGGAUGCUGCAGCUGCCACCGCCAAGGAGAAGAGCAAGACUCGUGGCAAGAGGCAGCAGAUCGCCUUUUAUCCUAGAAGGGGUCCAAGACCUCCACCUUAUGCCGUGCAGAUGGAGCCGAUGAUUCAGUAUUCCCAGAGGGAUCCACUUUACGAUCCUUUGGCAAGCGCCAAGAACGAUGAUGGUUACUAUGAUGAAGCACCCUAUAAUUACUAUCCCACUGAACCGGAACCGAUCAUCGAGAUCAUCAUCAAGGAGUCGAAUGAAAGCUUGCCGACUCCGGUACCACCUCCACAGCCAACACAGCCCAGACCCACCAAGGAACCUAUUCAGGUGUUCUAUGUGAAGUAUGAGAAGAAGAAGGGCUAUGGAGAUGAGAAGCCAAGAGUUGUAUACGAUCGUCCAAUACCUGCCAUAACACCUGUUGAGACCCAUGAAGAAAUUUUACCCAAAUCAUCCGCACCAUACGAGGAAUCUGCUCCUACAGCAUCCGCUACGCCAUUGCCACCGAUUGAACCAACCUCUACGACUACACUGAGGACUGUUAUUCGACCGGAGAGCGAGGUUUAUCAUGCUGGAAGUUCGGGAAUAAGAGUAACUUUUGGGAAGGAACAGUUACCACCGAAUAAUCACAAUAAGCGCAGUGAUCACGAUGCUCCACCAUCGCCAAGUUUCUCGGUUCCGGGACCAAUAUUUUCUGGUUCUACGAAGAGACAGCAUGGACCUUAUCAAUCUCUUCAACCCGUUCCCCACAGAGUCGCACCUGCUUUCCCUCAACAGAGAAUCGUAAACUCCUUUCCACCUCAGCAACUUCCGCCUCAGCAACAGCAGCAGCUGCAACAACAAUUGCAACAGCAAGGUCUACCAAAUUUCCAACAGCAACAGCAAUUUCAGACGCCUCCACAAAUCAGGAACCCUCAGAGACCUCAGAGACCACCAAUAACUAUUCAAGGCUUACCUGAUAUUCAGCAGAGGGUACCGUUUAAUUCGUUUGUGCCGCCACAUAGUGUCAACAUCAAUCAUCCUCAACAACCAGGCUUCCCACCGACCCUUUCUGUCUCCCAUCAGAGUGUUCACAUACAGAAUCAACCACAGCCUCCCGUUCAGCCUGGAAACUUCAAUUCGGAGCAGCAUGCACAACCGGCACGACAAUUGCAGAAUUAUAAGCAGCAGGAGCAGGAGAAGCAACGAUAUCUUGAACAGCGCCGGCACCAGGAACUAAUAAAGCAACGCGAACAACAGCGACUGCAAGAACAGCAUCGACUACAGGAUCAACAAAGGCAGAUUGAGCAACAACGAGUUCAAGAGCAACAGCGAGUACAGGAACAGCAGCGAGUGCAAGAACAGCAGCGAGUGCAAGAGCAGCAGAGAAUACAAGAGCAGCAGAGAAUACAAGAGCAACAGAGAAUACAAGAGCAACAAAGAAUUUUAGAACAGCAAAGGCGCCAACAGGAGCAGGAACGUCAAGAACAGCAGUAUCAACAGCAGCAAUUGAAAUUUGGCCAAACAAGUCAUUCCAUACAACAACAGCAGCAACAGGUGCAGCCACAGAAGGCCGGUGGGGAGAUAUUGAAGGCUGUACCAAAAUUAGAACAGCAUUAUUCGAUAAGAGAAAAUCCUCUGCAUCCUGGCCCAUUCCCGCCGAAUCAACUGUUGGUGCAAGCAUCGCAAUCACCAGAAAUUUCAGGACAUCAAUUUGCUUCUAGCCAAAGACUAAACACGAUUGAGAAUCAGCAGUUCUCAAGAAACCAUCAAAGCCAGUUAAUUACUCAGGCUCAACAGUUGCAGCAGCUUUCUCAACAGCAACAACAAUUAAUUGAACAGCAGAAAGAAUUAGCUCAACAGCAACAGCAAUUGAAUCAACAGCGGCAACAACAGCAACAAUUAAAACAACAACAGCAGCAACAACUAAAUCAACAGCAGCUAUUAAAUCAACAACAAAAGCAACAAUUGAACUUGAACAAACAACAUGCUUAUCAAAAUCCACAACAAUUCUUCUCCCAAAAUUUACCAACUCCUCAGCAGCAACAUAUUGCUUCUUCACCACCAAGAUCCACGUGGGGUAGACCUAUAUUUCAAAGUAGCAAUGGGAAUCCUACACAAAAAAUCUAUGCGACUCCUAUCAGCAAUUCCCCAGAUCUUAACAUAUCCUCGACUACCGCAAAAUCCAUUAUCAGCAGCACUACGAUCAGCAGCACUACUACAACAAGACCCAGCUCAAGAAUUCCUGAAGAUACAACAACAACAACGACAGUGUCACCAAAGAAUGAAGCCAAAAUACAAGAAAACAUUGCUAAUCUUCCCGACGAAGUGCCAGAGGACAUUCGGCAGCAGUUGCUGAGUAGCGGCAUCCUGGGUAACGCCGAUAUUCAGAUUCUAGAUUACGACAAAGUCGGCGACAUUCCCAUCGAGAAUCUACCACCGGAAGCCUUGGCGAAUUUCUAUGGCGCAGGUGGCGCUUCCGCAUCUGCAAGCGAACAGGUGAAAACAAUAGCUAAGAGACCGAAGGUCGCAGAAAAAUUGCCGAUUGAGAAAUCAACAAAGGUGGAACAGGCUACUUUAAAACCAGGAGGAGUAGAAAUGAAAGUAGUCCAUUUCGAUCCUAAUACGGCGCAAGGACAGGCGAUUGCCGAUCGCCACAUCAAAGACGACGCCACCCAAUUAAAACCUGUAACGGUCGGAGCGAAAGACGAAUCUCAAUACAAUCGUUAUCUUCCUUUAAAAGUCAGCGGCGCAUCCUUUCCAAUUCCUGACGUUCCUGAGCUAAACGGCCGGAAAAUUACUAGCGUGGUUGUCCUGGCACCGGUCGAUUACGAUUUUCAUGACAAAGAUUCGGAACAAACUCGUCAGAGUAAAAAGGUCAAUGAUGUACAGGCUGUCCACUUCUUGGCUGGCGACACACUCAAGCAAUUGGUCAAAAAACCAAAUGCUGAAAAUUACAAAAAGUGGCUGGAACAAGAAAGUCGUACGGAACCACAAAGACAAUCGGUUGUCCUCUUGGUAACCACACCAAUGGAUGAUUCUCAUGGAGAGAAAGAAAUAUAUAUGUACGACGUAAAUUCCCAGGCUGUCAGUAAAUUGGCUGGCGAUUUAUCUUCGGCUUUCGUUGACGCAGCUGAGAGCAAUUCCGAUGGUUCGGAGUCGAUGGAUGAUUCCACUACCGCAUAUCGAACGUCUAAUUAGACAAAUCAAUGAAAACAAUCAUGUACAUAUGCGGCAAGGAUGGUAACGAUUCGCGUGCCAAAAUUUAACCCAAAACGAAGCCUCGAAUAAUGCAACAUACCGGUUCGACGUUUCCUCACAGGAUUACAAAUUGGAACCAGAAAAUCCGGCUAUUAAAUAAGACUUCGUUUAUGAAUAUCUGAUGUAGAUAUCCUAAUAUGUAUUAUUGUGUAUAUAUGUCUGUAAAAUCUU